UGGAAGUAGGUGGGAUAAAUCCAAAAAGAAAAAGUGACAAAGAAAGACGUACGUGCGGGGCAAUUGAGAUUUGAGAGAGUAGAGAAGAGGUGGGGCCCAGAAAAAAAAGGGUAGAGCUUGGGAGAAUCAAAAGUUUGACCGCUCCGCUCCCACAAAUCACUCUUUUCCCUCUCUCUACUCUUUCGACUUGUUCUCUUUCUAUUCUCCUAUUCUUUGUAGCUUUACUACUUUUGCGAAUAAUACCACUUUACCUAAGUUGGUUUUGUUCGUAGAUUAUGCCAAAUUUCUCCCUCAACAUCACCUGCUGAAUGCUGACACCACUGCAACUCCAACUGCUUCUUUCAUAGUCUGUCUGUCUCUAGGCUCCAACACACAAGAAGAAGACCACACUUGUCUUUCCUAUCUCUACUCUGCAUAUCCGCAUACAGGAUUAUAUCCCUCCGAGUCCCAAUCUCCAACUUGUACUUGCCUGCUUUCAGUUCUGCACAUCGUACCCGCCGUCCCGACCUCACUCACUAUCCUCCUUACAUCACACCAGAUUCAGCUCUCCAAGCUGCUAUCUGCUUGGAGAAAUUGGAUUGUCAAGAGAUCUAAAAGUGAGGUUAACAGAGGAGUCUGCAGAAAAAGAGAUCCAUGGCCGAGAGACAAGUAGUUAGAAGCCCAUGAAAAGCAUUUCCUUGGCAACUACCCUUAUAAUUGCUAUGUCCAAUCUUGCACUCAACAGAUACUUUGUACAAGCCGCUUUUUAAUAUUUGUGUCAGCCUGACACGCCAUUUCUUGAUGUAAAUCUGAGAAGAGGAAGGAAAAGUAGGGAAAAAAAAAAUGAAGAAAGUAUGGAGGGUGAUAGUAUGUUUAUCAUCACCAGAACAAGGCCUGACUGGGAUCUUUGGUUUGUGGUUGUUGCUUCUAUUCCACCAUCUCCAAGCCAGACAACUGGUUUCAGCCCAAAAGCAAAGCAAUGAUGAUGUGAUUAAGUUGAUGGCUUUCAAGCGCAUCUCCGUUUCCUCUGACCCCCACGGUGUCUUAGCCAAUUGGACUGAAGAUUCUCCCAGUCCCUGCUCAUGGCGUGGCGUCUCCUGCUCUCCUGAUGAUGGCCGUGUUACUGCCCUCAACCUCAGUUAUUCCGGCCUUGUCGGUGCUCUCCACCUCCCAAACCUAACAGCCUUGUCUUCUCUCCGUCAUCUGUACUUACAAGGAAACUCGUUUUCUGCUGCUGAUCUUUCUGCUGUCUCAUGCAGCCUCGAAACUCUCGACUUGUCCUCCAACGCCAUCUCAAACCAUCUGCCUGCGCAAUCAUUUUUCUCCGCGUGUAACCGUCUGGCUUCUGUUAACCUGUCUCGCAAUUCUAUCUCUGGGGGCAGUCUUAUGUUUGGUCCUUCUUUGCUGCAGCUUGACCUCUCUCGUAAUCAGAUUUCUAAUUCUGCCCUAUUGAACUACUCCCUUUCAACCUGCCAGAACUUGAAACUGCUCAACUUUUCUGAUAACAAGUUUACGGGAACACUUGGUUUCUCUCCCCUGUAUUGCAAGAAUUUAAUAGUUCUUGAUCUCUCAUGCAAUCUCUUUUCUGGACCCAUACCACCGAGUUUGAUGCUAAAUUCUCUGGAGCUUCUUGAUCUCUCCCACAACAACUUCUCUGGCAAGUUCUCCACCCUAAAUUUUGGGCAGUGCAGCAACCUCACUCAGCUCAGCUUGUCUCAUAACACCCUCUCUGACUCUGGGUUCCCAGUUAGCCUCAGAAACUGCCACCUUCUAGAGGCACUUGACUUGUCCCAUAUUGGGCUGCAGGGCAAGAUUCCAGGGGGCUUGUUGGGAAAUUUUAAAAAAUUGAAGCGACUAUCUUUGGCUUAUAAUCUGUUCACUGGUGAAAUCCCUCCUGAGUUGGGACAGGCUUGUGGAGCUCUCGAGGAGCUUGAUCUGUCAUCUAACAAACUGACAGGUGGAUUGCCUUCAGCUUUUACAUCAUGCUCUUCUUUGCAACUUUUGAACCUAGGAAACAAUCUACUUUCAGGAGAUUUCCUCAGUGCAGUUGUGAGCAGUGUCCCCAACUUGAGAUAUCUUUAUGUACCAUACAACAAUAUUUCCGGUUCUGUGCCCUUUUCACUCACCAACUGUACUCAGCUUCAAGUGCUUGACCUUGGUUCUAACGCCUUUAAGGGGAGUAUCCCUCCAGGAUUUUGCUCUUCAACCUCAGCCUUGGAAAAGAUUCUUUUAGCCAACAAUUACCUCGCAGGAAGUGUGCCCAUGGAGCUCGGAAACUGCAAGAACUUGAGGACACUGGACCUUAGUUUUAACGGCUUGAAUGGUCCCAUUCCCAUAAAUAUUUGGAAUUUGCCAUAUCUUUCUGAGUUGGUUAUGUGGGCAAAUAACAUCACGGGUGAGAUCCCAGAGAGCAUUUGUCUCAGUGGAGGAAACCUGGAGACCCUGAUUCUCAACAAUAAUCUCAUCAGUGGAAGCAUACCACAGUCCAUUGGCAAGUGUACCAAUAUGAUAUGGGUGUCACUUUCCGGCAACAAUCUUACUGGGGAAAUCCCUUCUGGUUUUGGAGAUCUUCCGAAGCUUGCUAUCCUGCAAUUAGGUAACAAUUCUCUGACUGGGCAAAUUCCACCUGAGCUUGGUAAAUGCCAGAGCCUCAUUUGGCUUGAUUUAAACAGCAAUGACAUCAGUGGUGCCCUUCCACCCGAGCUUGCAAACCAAGCUGGCCUGGUCAUGCCCGGAGGUGUAUCGGGGAAGAAAUUCGCAUUUGUAAGAAAUGAGGGUGGAACAGCUUGUAGGGGUGCUGGAGGUUUAGUUGAGUUUGAGGGAAUAAGGCCAGAAAGGCUUGAAAGUUUUCCCAUGGUUCAUUCUUGCUCAUCGACUAGAAUUUACUCUGGUAUGACAGUAUACACCUUUACCAAUAAUGGAAGCAUGAUCUACCUUGAUGUCUCUUAUAAUAAUCUGUCAGGUAGUAUUCCUGAGAAUUUUGGUACAAUGAGCUAUCUCCAGGUCUUGAAUUUGGGACACAAUAAGCUAAGGGGAAACAUUCCUGAUAGUUUUGGAAGCUUGAAGGCGAUUGGUGUCUUGGAUCUCUCUCAUAAUAAUCUCCAAGGAUAUCUGCCAGGUUCAUUAGGGACUCUCUCUUUUCUUAGUGACCUUGAUGUAUCCAACAACAACCUAACCGGUUCCAUCCCUACUGGAGGUCAGCUCACCACUUUCCCAGCCUCCAGAUAUGAGAACAACUCUGGACUUUGCGGGGUACCCUUGCCUUCUUGUGCCACUGGAGGCCAUUCGACAAGCCUUCACCCUCGGAAUAAGAAGCCACCUGUGGCAGUCGUGAUGGUGGUUGGCAUCACAUUCUUCCUUUUGUGCAUCCUUGGAUUAACUUUAGCUCUUUAUCGAGUGAAGAAGAACCAGCUUAAGGAGGAAAUGAGAGAGAAAUAUGUUGAAAGCCUACCAACUUCAGGCAGCAGUUUCUGGAAACUCUCUAGUGUCCCUGAGCCUUUGAGCAUCAACAUUGCCACUUUUGAGAAGCCUCUACGAAAGCUGACCUUCGGCCAUCUGCUUGAAGCAACUAAUGGUUUCAGUGCGGAAAGUUUGAUAGGGUCUGGAGGGUUUGGCGAGGUCUACAAAGCACAGCUGAGAGAUGGCUGCGUAGUUGCAAUCAAGAAGCUGAUACAUAUCACAGGGCAGGGAGACAGAGAGUUUAUGGCAGAAAUGGAAACUAUUGGGAAGAUCAAGCACCGGAACCUGGUUCCUUUGCUGGGUUACUGCAAGGUUGGAGAGGAGAGGCUGCUGGUUUAUGAGUACAUGAAAUGGGGAAGUCUGGAGUCUGUUCUUCAUGACAAGGCCAAAGGAAGAGGGUCAAGGCUUGACUGGGCAGCUAGAAAGAAGAUAGCUAUAGGAUCAGCACGAGGUCUUGCAUUCCUUCAUCAUAGCUGUAUUCCUCACAUUAUACACCGGGACAUGAAAUCGAGCAAUGUACUCCUUGAUGAAAACUUUGAGGCUAGAGUUUCUGAUUUUGGCAUGGCAAGAUUAGUUAAUGCCCUUGAUACUCAUCUUAGUGUCAGCACACUAGCAGGGACUCCGGGAUAUGUUCCCCCCGAGUACUAUCAGAGUUUCCGGUGUACGACAAAAGGUGACGUCUAUAGUUAUGGUGUCAUAUUGCUAGAGCUUCUUUCUGGCAAGAGGCCUAUAGACCCAUCUCAGUUUGGCGAUGACAACAACCUUGUAGGGUGGGCAAAGCAACUUCACAGAGAGAAGAGAGUUGAUGAGAUAUUGGACCCUGAGUUGAUGAUGAAGGAAUCUGGUGAGGCAGAGUUACACCAUUAUUUGAGGAUUGCCUUUGAGUGUCUCGACGAUAGGCCCUUCCGGCGUCCGACCAUGAUACAGGUGAUGGCAAUGUUCAAAGAGCUUCAAGUUGAUUCAGAGAGUGAUAUCCUUGAUGGUUUCUCACUCAAAGACGACAUUAUCAACGAAUCAUGAGGGAAUGAGCAUACAACUUGGGUUGUAAAUGAAAAGGUGUUUCUUUCUUCCUGCCAUCCUGCAUAUGUGGUGAGGUUGAGUCUGCAGAUGAUGUAGCUCUGAUAUUUGCAGAUAGCCUUUCAUUCAUAAGUUUUUGCUCAGUGUAAAUAAUAGAACACACUGAAAGUUGAAAGAAAACGUAGGGGUGGGGUGGGGUCUUCAGUUCAGAUUCUAAAACCGGACUGCAUUACAAUUUCUUUCCUUAAACUUCAUCUGUCACCUACACUUUGCUCCAUUUUCAAUUUCCAGCCACAAUUUUGCUAACUUCUUUCAUUUGUGGUCCAUUAAAGAGCAUUAUGUAAAGUUUAGUGAAUUACGAUAACAGCAACCGGAUCCCAAAUUGAUUCACAAA
Molecule: messenger RNA, 4849 nt
Organism: Gossypium raimondii (Peruvian cotton)
Lineage: Eukaryota; Viridiplantae; Streptophyta; Magnoliopsida; Malvales; Malvaceae
Product: receptor-like protein kinase BRI1-like 3
Exons: 2
Coding region: 823-4458 (1211 amino acids)
Biological process (GO): protein phosphorylation
Molecular function (GO): ATP binding; protein binding; protein kinase activity
Source: RefSeq, a predicted model, not a curated record